Ramularia collo-cygni is the source of this 1482-nucleotide messenger RNA. Its product is annotated as related to acetylhydrolase. Bases 1 to 1482 code for a protein of 493 amino acids. The transcript has 2 exons. Gene Ontology annotation, molecular function: 1-alkyl-2-acetylglycerophosphocholine esterase activity. NCBI's taxonomy places the organism in Eukaryota, Fungi, Ascomycota, Dothideomycetes, Mycosphaerellales, Mycosphaerellaceae. The record is from RefSeq and is a predicted model, not a curated record.
AUGGCUCUGCACCUACGUUUUCGCCCGCGGUGGAGUGUCAAGUACGUGCUGUGCUCCGCCAUAUCCAUCUACAUCCUCGCCCAUCUCCUCCUCGACAUGCCAUUGCUCUCCUCCAAACUUCCGAACCCGACCGGCUCGUUCAACGUUGGCACCAUCGAUAUCGAAGUCCCGUGCGAGAGCAGACAGACGCCAAAGGUGGUGGAUCAAGAGGGGGAACGAGCGUUUGAGGUUUCUACCGUCUUGUUCUCCCUGUUCUAUCCCACCAACAAAGAUGCUGUCUCCAAGACACACCAUCCAUGGGUACCCAAACCUCUAUCCUUGAAGGGAGAGGGAUACGCACGAUUCGCAAAAGUCAACAACUUUUUGACAAACGGCAUCUUCACGUUCGGUUUGUGGAGUCUGGUUGGAUCUACCGAGAUCCCUGCCAAUGUCGACACCCCGAUCCACGGCACUGUCAAGACAUAUAUCGACUACGAAGCCGAACAUCCUUUGGACGGAGACUAUGGCAGACCCAAGUUCCCCGUCAUCGUCUUCUCGCACGGAAUGGCGGGCUCACGAACGGACUACUCCGCAUACUGCUCGGAACUGGCAUCAAGGGGAAUCGUCGUUGCGGCGAUUGAGCAUAGAGAUGGGUCAGCGCCGGCCUCGGUCAUUAUGAGGGAAAAGAUGAAACCUAGGAGACGAUUUCAUCUGACGCCGGAAAUGUUGAGCCCCCAGCCCGAGACACCGGAAUUCAAGGUCAUGCAGUUGACGAUGCGACAGGCGGAGGUGGAAGAGACGGUACGGGUGUUGAGGAUGCUCAACGACGGGCGGGGCGGAGAAGUAUUCCGCGCGAACACACGCUUGGAGGGGCGAGAUUUGGCAGAGUGGAGGGGACGAUUGGAUACCAACAAGUUCCUCAUCGGUGGGCACAGCUAUGGUGCUACACUGGCUCUGCAGGUAUUAAAGGGCGCUCCUUCUGAGGCGCUGCCAUUUGUCGGGGGCAUCAUGUUCGAUCCGGGGAAGCAGUCUGGUCCGUUGAAUGACGAUGUUGGAGUGCCAGUCGUCGUGGUACACUCACAGUCUUGGUCAGCGAAACACUCCAUCUUUGACCAUAGGCCGCAUUUUUCCGUCGUCAAGGACCUGGUUCGGAAGAUUAUAGAAGAGAGAAAACAAUUCGCUUGGUUCGUAACUGCCAAAGGCACGACACACCCUUCCGUGACCGACGCACCACUCAUCGAGCCAUUUCUACUCUCAUGGACCACGGGCUCAACGAUCAACGCACAUGAGGCAGUCCUCCAAUACGUCAAGAUCACCGAGCAGCUCGUGGACUUUUUGAGAGCUGGCCACAGACAUUCCAUCCUCCGGGAAGAGAUAACACAUCCCGAGUAUGAUGAAAGCGCGAGAGAUUACGAUGCGAGUCUUUCGAAAUACUGGCAGAUACACAUGGCUCCUACUACAGCUUGUCCAGCUCCAGGGCUAUGUGGUUUGGAUGAUGAUUGA